AUGCCUCACGAGGAUAAAAAGGUAUGUUUAAACUUCGGAAAGUUGCCUGGGAUCUCUGAGGCGGAACCGCCGCCACUGACCGAUGAAGAGCUAAGCCGCAUGACGGAGAAAAGUCAUGUGGCGUCGCCGAAGUUCUACGGUUGUCCUGAGUACAUCGAGAGGCACGUUUCUACACAAAAUACUCCUAACUGUUUUUUCCCAUUUUUUUUUAAUUAA
Messenger RNA from Phytomonas sp. Hart1, 216 nucleotides. Lineage: Eukaryota; Euglenozoa; Kinetoplastea; Trypanosomatida; Trypanosomatidae. The record is from the annotation of a GenBank genome assembly.